Guillardia theta CCMP2712 is the source of this 303-nucleotide messenger RNA. RefSeq lists its product as hypothetical. The transcript is spliced from 3 exons. The record is from RefSeq and is a predicted model, not a curated record. The annotation marks the transcript as partial. Lineage: Eukaryota; Cryptophyceae; Pyrenomonadales; Geminigeraceae.
UGGCUCGCAAAUUUGCCGCAGAACAUUCACUACUGGUCACAUGCAGGACAUUAUUUCUCUCUUGAAGGCCUUGGGAAUUGGUGGGUAGCGACGAAUCCUGCGGAGUGGCCGAGGAACAGAGAAGAGCUUGACAAGAUCCUUGCAGACUUCGAGCGCGUUCCGGAGAACCUUGGGAGCGGGAGGUUCGGAGACAGGAGGCAGGAGAUCGUCUUCAUUGGCAUCGACAUGGACCAGGAGGCGAUCGAGGCGCUGAUGGACGGCUGCCUGCUCACCGACGACGAGAUGAAGAUCUACAUCCAGAGG